AUGGCUUCGACGGACUCGCAAGAGCCGUCGCCGGAACAGCUCCAGGACGAGACCCCCGAUCUCGCUCAGCAACCACAGCCCGAACAGGAGCCCUCGGAUACCGUUCCAAUUGAGCCAGAUACCGAAGCCGGCGUCUCAGAGACAACUCCUUCUGCAGACGAUGCCGUCGCAGAUGCCGCCGCCGAGCCAGCACCUGAGGCGGCCGCGUCAGACAAUGCAGCCCUUCCUCCUGCAUCAGAAGAGCAGUCCCAACCCGCGUCCGACGAACAGCCCGCACCCGACUCGUCGGCCGCGCAGCCAAUUGCCCCGGUCUCGCCUUCCUCUGCCAGCAUUGCCUCGACCGCGACCGCGACAACAUCACACGGCAUACCCGCGUCCUCAAUGCGCUUCGUCGCCAAAGCCUUCGAAUCGAUCCUCAACACGCGUGACGGCAAACGCAAGGGACCCCUUCAGAUCGGUCUCCAGAAUGGCAUUGACCAACUCACCCGUCUAGCCCCUGCUACUCCUCACCCGUCGGUCAUUUUUGAGCCUCUUCGACUCGCGUCGGCUGCCAACAAUAACGACAUCAGAGUUAUCGCUCUCGACACAUGGGCCAAGCUCUUUUCAUUUUCUUAUCUCUCUGACGUCCCCAUGACAGAACCCGCCCCCGCUGACGUCGACGACGCAAUCGCCCCUGUGCCGGCCCCGCGUACCGGUAAGCUCAUCGACCAGGCAGUCGAGGUCGUCUGCGACUGCUUCACCGGCGACAACACAGACGAGCGAGUUGAGCUACAGAUCAUUAAAGCGCUCAUGGCCGCGGUCUUGAACGAGAAACUCGUCGUCCACGGCGCGGCUCUCCUAAAGGCUAUCCGACAGACUUACAACAUCUUCAUCCUCUCCCGAUCGAACGCCAACCAGGCUGUCGCCCAAGCGACCUUGACUCAGAUGGUCAACGUCAUUUUCGAUCGCGUCAAGUCUCGCGUGAAAGAGCACAAAUCAGUCCUGGCGGGUGACGACGUCGCCGUCGAAAUACCCCAAGGUCCUCCAGUUGACGUCAAUCUGGAAGAGAAACUUAACCAGGAGGAAGUCGACGAGAUCGGCGACGACGCGACCGUGACUGCUGAAAAAGACAACAGCGAUGCGAUCGACGAGAAGAGCGCAGAUGACGGCGAAAAAGCAGCUCAGCCAAAGAUCACCCUGGAAUCGUUCGAGAACCGCCAAUCGUUCGACCAGGAGCGCGCUGUCGAGACCGCAGCCAACUUCCCCCAGCACGAGAACGAGCUUUACGUCCGCGAUGCAUUCUUGGUGUUCCGCGCCCUCUGCAAGCUCUCGAUCAAGGCUGUUGACACUGCGGAAAACAAGCCCGAUAUGAGAUCGCAUGCUAUGCGGUCGAAGCUUCUCUCGCUUCACUUGGUCAGCACGAUCCUCAGCCAGCACAUGGUUGUGUUCCAGUCUCCUGACGUGAUCAUUCGCUCGAGCGCGUCGUCCGAGGAGACUUUGUUCAUCCACGCCAUCAAGCAGUAUCUCUGCCUCUGUCUUUCUCGCAACGCGGCUAACCCAGUCCCCGCGAUCUUUGAGGUCUCAUGUGAUAUUUUCUGGAUGAUCUUGCUGAACCUGCGAAGCCAGAUGAAGAAGGAGAUCGAGGUGUUUAUGACUGAGAUCUAUCUGCCGAUUCUCGAGAUGAAGACCUCAACCGCUCAUCAGAAGCAGUAUCUCCUCCGCGGUCUUGCAAAGAUUGCAGGCGACCCGCGUGCGCUCGUCGAGAUCUACCUGAACUACGACUGCGACAACACCGCUCUCGAUAACAUAUACGAGCGCUUAGUCGACUACCUUGCGCGCAUUUCCAUUGUUCCAGUUUCCCUGACGCCGUUCCAGCAGCAGCAGUACAACGACCUACAGAAGACGGCUCCUACGUCUGCGUUCGGCUCGUCGACUGGUCCUGGCGGCGUUGCCAUUCCCCCUUCGUUCUCCUCCAGCGCCGUUCAGACGAUCCAGACUACUGCACAGGCCGAGUUGCUCUCGCAAGUCCCGCUCGAGUAUAUUCUCAAGCGUGAGGCGCUCGAGUGUCUCGUGACUAUGCUGCGAUCGCUGGUGUCAUGGGCCACUACUGGCAUUGACCAAGAGAAGUCGAAAGCGCGCGGUGACGACGACGAUGAUUCCGAGUCGAUUGCGGACGAAGAUGGACGCUCAGGGCUGUCGUCAGCCAAUGGUGCGGCCACACCAUCCAGCUCAACGCUUGCACUCCCGUCCAGCAACGGUGUCAACGGUAGCUCGACCAACGGAAGCACAACCCCGAUCGACGAUCCCUCGCAGUUUGAGUCACUGAAGCAUCGCAAGACAGCUUUGCUGGAGGCAAUUAAGCAGUUCAACUUCAAGCCUAAGCGGGGAAUCAAGAUGCUGAUUGACAACAAGUUCAUCCCGUCCCACGAGCCUAAAGAUAUCGCGUACUUUUUACUGCACACUGAAGGCCUAGAUAAGGCUAUGGUCGGUGAAUACCUCGGCGAAGGUGAUCCCGAGAAUGUUGCAAUCAUGCACGCGUUUGUCGACCUCAUGGACUUCACUGACAUGAAGUUUGUCGAGGCUCUGCGUACCUUCCUGCAAGCCUUCCGCCUGCCGGGAGAGUCUCAGAAGAUUGAUCGCUUCAUGCUGAAGUUUGCUGAACGCUACAUCUCUGGAAACCCACAGAUCUUUGCCAACGCCGACACUGCAUACGUCCUGGCUUAUUCCGUCAUUAUGCUCAACACUGAUCAGCAUUCGCCUCAGGUGAAGCAGCGUAUGGCAAAGACCGAUUUCUUCAAGAAUAACAGGGGAAUCAACAACAACGAGGAUCUUCCGGAAGCCUUUCUGUCGGAGAUCUACGACGAGAUUCAGACGAACGAGAUUAUCUUGAAGUCGGAGCAUGACGCAGCUCUGAUGUCUGGUCAAGUGCCGACUGCUGCGCCUAACAAUUCUAUUGCGGCAAACCUGGGACAGGUUUUGUUGACUGUCGGUAGAGAUUUACAGAGAGAGGCCUAUAUCACAGCUUCCAAGGAGAUGGCCAGCAAGACUGAGCAACUCUUCAAGAACCUCGUGCGAUCCCAGCGCAAAGACACGGGCGCCGCCCCGCCGGUGAUUUUCUACCACGCUUCGAGAUUCGAGCACAUUGGCCCGAUGUUUGAAGUCGUGUGGAUGUCUCUCCUUGCUUGCUUGUCUGCGACCAUGCAAGAAUCCGAAGAGCCCGAGGUCAUCAAGUCCUGUCUUGAAGGCAUGGGUCUUGCGAUUAAGAUCGCAUGCCUGUUCGACAUCGAGCUUGCUCGGAUAUCUUUCCUGACUGCGCUUGCAAAGUACACAAACCUCCAGAAUCUCAGCGAGAUGAGACCGAAGAAUGUCGAGGGCAUUAGAGUACUUUUGGAAGUCGCCUUGAGCGAUGGUGAUCUGCUGAAAGAGUCCUGGAAGGACGUGUUGACAUGUGUCAGUCAGCUGGAGAGAUUUCAGUUGAUUGGAUCUGGUAUCUCGGAAGGUGUUGUACCGGAUCUGUCGCUAGCGAAACGAACACCGAGAGAAUCUUUUGAGAGUCAGCGCUCAAAGAACUCUGUUGCUCUGUCAAAUAACCGUCGGCAGUCAUCCAAUUUGACUCAAUUUUCAGCCAGUGUUGCUGAAGAAGCAAACGGCCGCGAGAUUGUUGUUGCGAUGGACAAGAUUUUCACGCAGAGUUCGCGACUCUCCGGUGAGGCGAUUGUAUAUUUCGUUCGGGCGCUCACUGAAGUCUCGCGCGAGGAGAUUGCGUCUUCGGGAAACAGCGCGCACCCUCGUAUGUUUUCGCUGCAAAAGAUGGUUGAUGUCAGUUACUACAACAUGGACCGUAUUCGAUUCGAAUGGUCGAAUCUGUGGGCGAUCAUGGGCGAGCAGUUCAACCAGAUCGGUUGUCAUCCCAACUCAACCGUCGUUUUCUUUGCUCUCGAUUCGUUGAGACAGCUGUCGAUGCGAUUCUUGGAACUCGAGGAAUUGCCACAUUUCAAGUUUCAGAAGGACUUUUUGCGCCCGUUUGAGCAUGUGAUGUCGUACAACAACUCACCGGCUGCGAAGGAUAUGGUGCUGCGAUGCCUGCAGCAGAUGGUUCUCUCGCGGGCGGACAAGAUCCGAUCGGGUUGGUCGACGAUGUUUGGCGUGUUUACGUUUGCAGCCAAGGAGGAGUAUGAGCCCGUUGUGCAGUUUUCGUUUGAGAACAUCAAGGCGAUUCACGAGCAAGACUUUGAUUUGGUGAUGGCGCAGGGCAGUUUUGCGGAUCUGGCUGUGACUUUGACUGAGCUGGCGAAGAAUUACCGGUUCCAGAAGAUUAGUCUGCACGCUAUUGAGCUUUUGCGAAGCUCUAUUCCAAAGAUGCUCGCGUACCAGAGAUCGGUGCAGGAAGGUACGUCGACGCUGUCGCACGCGACCAAGGCCUCGAUCGAAGAUCCGUCUGUGAAGUUCUGGUUUCCGAUCCUGUUUGCGUUCCACAACAUUAUCAUGACUGGAGAGGACUUGGAGGUGCGAUCUCGGGCACUGAACUACUUCUUUGACGCGCUGGUUGAGUACGGCGGCAACUUUGCGCCUGAUUUCUGGGAUCUUGUGUGCCGACAGCUGCUGUUCCCUAUAUUCAUUGUGUUGAAGAGUCGAUCGGAUAUGUCGCGGUUCAACAACCACGAGGAUAUGUCUGUGUGGCUGUCGACGACGAUGAUCCAGGCGUUGAGGAACCUGAUUUCGCUGUUGACGCAUUACUUUGAUCAACUGGAGCGAAUGCUGGAUAUGUUUUUGGAUUUGCUGGUGACGUGUAUCUGCCAGGAGAACGACACGCUUGCGCGAAUCGGAAGUUCGUGCUUGCAGACGUUGAUCACGAAGAACGUGACGAAGCUGAAGAAGGAGCACUGGUCGAAGAUUGUGGGAGCGUUUGUGAAGCUGUUUGAGACCACGACUGCGUACCAGCUGUUUACGAGUGAAGGAUUCGAGGCACCAGUGACGCCGCCUUCGGAAGACGACUCUGAGCAUGAGAAGAAGAAUGGGUUGAAGAUCAACGGACUCGCGUUUGCGAUGGAGGCCGCGGAGGAGUUUGAUCGACAGAACGAGCGACUUGCGUUUGAAAGCAGCGCGCCUUCUUCUCCGGUGCCGACGUCGAAUGAGACGAACGGACACCAGAGACGGCACAGUUUGUUGACGGACAACACGCGGCGGGAGCCGAUGGUGGUGUCGCCGGAGAAAAGGAAGGAGUUUAACAAGAUUAUAGUAAAGUGUGUGCUGCAGCUGUUGAUUAUCAACACGGUCGCGGAGCUGUUUUCGGAGAACGAUGACGUGUACAAUAACAUUCCGUCGGAGGAGUUGUUGGAGCUGAUGAGGGUAUUGAAACGGAGCUUCCGGUUUGCGCGCAAGUUCAACGAGAACCGGGAGUUGCGGAUGAAGCUGUGGCGCGAGGGAUUCAUGAAACAGCCUCCUAAUUUGCUGCGGCAGGAGUCAGAUGCAGCGUCGACUUAUAUCCAUAUUUUGCUGCGGAUGUAUCAUGAUCCUAAUCAGGACAGGGUGGAGAACAAGACAGGCAUUGAGGCGGCACUUAUCCCGCUUUGUGUUGAUAUUGUGAAGGGCUACACGCUGCUUGACGAAGAGACUGAACAGCGCAAUAUUGCGGCCUGGAGACCGGUUGUGGUGGAAGUGCUGGACGGAUACAUGGAAUUCACGGACGAGGACUUUGCGCGACAUGCCGAAGUGUUUUACCCGCUCGGAGUCGAUCUCUUGGGCCGUGAGCCGGGACCGGAGGUGCGACCGACGGUGCAGGCUUUGUUUAAGCGGAUAGGCACGGUGUGGAUGAAGGGAAAGAGAAAAGCAGAGUAUUAG
Myxozyma melibiosi is the source of this 5820-nucleotide messenger RNA. RefSeq lists its product as uncharacterized. Gene Ontology annotation, molecular function: guanyl-nucleotide exchange factor activity. The transcript has 5 exons. The coding region runs from base 1 to 5820 and encodes 1939 amino acids. Gene Ontology annotation, biological process: regulation of ARF protein signal transduction. The record is from RefSeq and is a predicted model, not a curated record. Lineage: Eukaryota; Fungi; Ascomycota; Lipomycetes; Lipomycetales; Lipomycetaceae.